This is a messenger RNA of Cladophialophora yegresii CBS 114405, 2118 nucleotides long. RefSeq lists its product as uncharacterized. Gene Ontology annotation, biological process: urea transmembrane transport. Gene Ontology annotation, cellular component: plasma membrane. The transcript has 5 exons. Gene Ontology annotation, molecular function: urea transmembrane transporter activity. NCBI's taxonomy places the organism in Eukaryota, Fungi, Ascomycota, Eurotiomycetes, Chaetothyriales, Herpotrichiellaceae. The coding region runs from base 1 to 2118 and encodes 705 amino acids. The record is from RefSeq and is a predicted model, not a curated record.
AUGUCGGAUUCUGUCUCAGCCGUGCUCCCACAAGGGGUUGGCUAUGGAGUCGUCGUGGGGAUCGGCUUCUUCUUUACAGUUGCCAUGAUCGGCAUCUCUAUGCUUCAGAACAAAUACACCAACUUUAGCACGAAGACCAGUGAAGAGUUCAACACCGCGAGCAGAAAUGUCAAACCUGGCCUCAUCGCGGCUGGGAUCGUCUCAGCCUGGACGUGGGCAGCGACGCUGCUUCAAAGCAGUACUGUUGCGUAUACUUAUGGAGUAGCCGGGCCCUUCUGGUACGCGGCAGGAGCUACCGUCCAGAUCUUGGUGUUCUCCAUACUCGCCUGCAAAACCAAGAUGAAUGCUCCUCGAUGCCACACUUACCUCGAAAUCAUCCAUGUGCGCUACGGCCGGGUGGCACACAUCGUCUUCAUCUUUUUUGCUCUCGUCACCAACAUCCUGGUCGGCUCUCAACUGCUGCUGGGCGGGUCCGCUGUUGUCACCAGCUUGACCGGCAUGAAUGUCUAUGCCGCAAUCUUCCUCAUUCCCCUCGGUGUCGUUGCAUAUGUCCUGAUGGGCGGACUCCGCGCGACAUUUCUUUGUGACUAUUCCCACACGUUAAUUCUGAUGGUUAUCAUUCUCUACUUUAUGUUCGAAGUUUAUGUUAGCGACGACAUUAUUGGCUCGCCCGCGCGCAUGUUCGAGCUUCUCAAGAAAGCGGCCAGCCAGAGACCCGUCGCGGGCAACCAGGACGGGUCUUACAUGACACUGAAAUCUAACAACGCGCUCAUUUUCGGCGUCAUCCAGCUCUGCUCCGGUAGCGGUACUGUCUUCCUGGACCAAGCAUACUGGCAACGGGCCAUCGCAUCGCGACCCACCACGGCCGUUCGGGCAUACAUCCUCGGCGGCCUCGCCUGGUUCGCCAUCCCCUUCGGCUUUGCCACCACUCUAGGUCUCGCUUCGGCUGCACUGGUAGACAACCCGGCCUACCCUACCUACCCGGACGCCCCAUCCUCCAGCCAGAUCUCCGCUGGUCUCGCUUCGGCAUUUGCUGCCAGCACUCUGCUCGGCAAGGGCGGCGCCGUUGCCCUACUUAUCACCCUGUUCAUGGCGGUCACGUCGUGCGCCUCUGCCGAACUGAUUGCCGUGUCCUCGAUCCUCACAUUCGACAUCUACAAAACGUACAUCAAGCCCAACGCCACGCCACAGAACUUGAUCUUCAUGGCCCACGUGAACGUCGCGGUCUUCGGGCUCACCAUGGCCAUUUUCGCCAUCAUCUGGAACGUCAUCGGGAUUGACCUAGGCUGGUUGUUCCUGGUCAUGGGCCUCCUCAUAGGCGGUGCCGUCAUGCCGACCGCCUUUGCGAUAACCUGGAAAAAGCAAAGUCGAGCUGGGGCCAUCGCAGGAUCAUUGAGUGGCCUCGUCGCCGGUCUCACGGCUUGGCUCGUCGAAGCAAAGGUCCACUAUGGGGAGCUCACUCUCGAGUCAACGGGUUCCAACUACGCCACUCUGGCGGGCAACCUCGCUGCCAUCAUGACAGGCCUGAUUGUCACAGUGGUCGUGUCUCUGAUCAAGCCAGACAACUACGACUGGAGCGGUACGCGGGCUAUCAACAUCGAGCACGCUUACGUCGAAGGCACAACCCUGUCACCGCAGGUCGACUCGUCGAGCUCCUCCAACGUCACUCAGAUGGGCACGGCAGACAAAGAAUCUGUCAAACCGACGAGUGAGGCACCUUCCCCAGCACCCGUCUCGCCCGUCCUCGCACCUUCGCCGGAGGCCGAGAAGCGCGACUCCGCGGCCAGUCGCAUUAUUCGGGAUGAAGAACGGCACCUCUCCAUCGAUGCACAGUACGAAGACAACCCGUCAAGUCUUCGCUCCGCCUUCAAGCUGGCCUGCAUCGCCUCCUUCGUCUUACCUUUCAUCAUGGACUUCCUUAUCCCAAUCCCCAUGUUCCUGAGUCAUUAUAUCUUCAGCAAAGAGUUCUUCACCGCCUGGGUGGUCAUCAGUUUCAUCUGGGUAUUUGCCAGCAGUCUGAUCAGUGUCCUCCUGCCCAUUUGGGAGACGAGGGCAUUCUUUGGCAUGCUCUUUAGGGCUGUAACAGGGGAUGUCAGGAGACGGAGAAGCGCUGCGUGA